CGGGACACGGAAGUUAGCUUCAAAUUCUUCGACCUCGGAUCAAGAUGGCGAGUCGAGCAGCUAGCUACCGACAAUAGAUUUAAGUAUACGGUAAAACAGUGAUACAGACUCACAGCACAUUAUAGCAAAUAUUCGUGUUUUGUAAAGUCAACAAAGUACAAGUUGAGUUUGAAAUAUUGGAGUGCUAUCUGAUGUGACGAUUGAACACGUGACAGAAGAUGAACAACUGCUAUGCUAAGAUGGCGACGUCAAGUCAAAGAGAAGGUGGAAGAGAAUCAGCGCCACCAACUCCCAGCAAAUCAUCAACGGAGAAAAAGCCCCAAACUGCAGGUAACGACAUCUAUCAGAUGAUUGGUCGUCAAGAAGAGUGUCCCCCUCAGCUGCAGGGGAGGAGCUCCACUGUGAAGCAGGAGGAUUCACAGUCUAUCCACGUUAAAGAGGAAGAGGAGGAACUCUGGAUAACUAAGGAGGGAGAACGUGUUCUGAGGUCAGAGAAGGAGGAUCUCAUCAAGUUUCCACUGGCUGGUGUGUCUGUGAAGACGGAAGACCAUGAAGACAAACCACCUGUGUCCUCACAGCUUCAUCACAGUCCAAGAGAGGAGAACAGGGGGGUAGAGCUUUCAGGCAGCAGCUCAUCACAACGCAUGACAACAGAAGCUGAUGGAGACCACUGUGGAUGCUCACAAGCAGACAACCUCUUAGCUCCACAAUCACCGGAGUCCUUAUGUUUGUUGUGUCCUUCAGAUGUCCAGCAGAUGGUUGGUCAUCAAGAAGAGUGUCACCCUCAGCUGCAGGGGAGGAGCGCCACUUUGAAGCAGGAGGAUUCACAGCACCCCCACAUUAAACAGGAAGAGGAGGACCUCUGGAUCACUCAGGAGGGAGAGUGUCUACUUGGGCCACAGGAGGCUGAUCUCACCAAGUUGCCACUGACUGUUGUCUGUGUGAAAACUGAAGACCAUGAAGACAAACCACCCGAGUCCUCACAGCUUCAUCACAGUCCAAGUGAGGAGAACAGAGAGGCAGAGGCUCCAAGCAGCAGAUCAGCACAACACAUGACAACAGAAGCUGAUGGAGACCACUGUGGAGGAUCACAAGCAGACAACCUCUUAGCUCCGCUAUCAGAUAGUGACGACACAACGUCACACUCUCCUGAGGAUGAAGACUUGGACGACACCCAGGGGCCUUUGAGCAGUGAUACAGACUGGGAAGGUGAUAUGAGGACUCACACUGACAAGGAACACUAUGAAUGCUCUAAAAAGAAGACAGGUGAAAAACAUUUCACCUGCUCAGUUUGUGCUAAAAGCUUUUCUUUUAAGUGUUAUUUAACUCAACACAUGAGGACACACACAGGAGAAAAACCCUUUAGUUGUUCCAUAUGUGGUCAAGGGUUCUCUCUGAAGGCAAAUAUGGUACCACACAUGCGAACGCACACAGGAGAAAAACCUUUUAGUUGCUCAGUUUGUGGUCAAAGAUUCUCUCGAAAUGGAACUAUGGUAUUACAUAUGAGAAUGCACACAGGUGAAAAACCUUUUGGUUGUUCUGUUUGUGGUCAAAAAUUCUCUCGAAAUCGAACUUUGGUAUUACAUAUGAGAACGCACACAGGAGAAAAACCAUUUGGUUGCUCUGUUUGUGGUGUCAGUUACUCUAACAGAUCCAGUUUCACAUACCACAUGCUCAAACACACAGGAGAAAAAGCCUUUAGUUGUUCUCUUUGCUGUAAAAAAUUCUUUUUGAAAGAAUCCAUGGUAAGACACAUGAGAAUACACACAGGAAAAAAAACUUUUAGCUGCUCAGUUUGUGGUAAAAGUUAUUCUUCGAAAAAAAGUUUGAGCGCAUGCAGACACACAACAGAGAAUAUGAAAGAAAAUGAUUGUUAAACCAUUGAACUGUAAUGUCACAUGAGAAUUCACCAAGGAAGUAAUAACUGUUGUAUGAUACUAGAGUCCCUCAUAGAUUAGUAUGCUGCUGAUAACAGCUACAGAACAUUGAUUGUUUGAGGAGAACAUGGAUUUUGCUCUCAUCUUCCUUUGUUUAGACGACAAGUGACAACAAGUGUCCAUCAAUGAUCAUGAAAUUGUGUUUGUGUUGUGACAAUGUUUUUAUAAUUGUGUUGUACAUGUGUACAUAGUAGAAGUUACAAGGUCUCCUCCAAUUUAACACUUCCAUCUGCAGAGAUAGGAACUGCCCUGUGAAGCAAACAUGAGAUUAUGGAGUCUGACUAUGUUGUGUCCUUUUUUGUGACAGACUAAUUUUUCUUAUUUCUUUGUAAAUAUUGGUCCGAUUGUCUCCUGCUGAAAAAGUUCAGCUUUCAGUAGAUACAACAAUCUCAUUUUAUAUAACUAGAAGUUAAAUGAAUAGAUACUAUUUUAAAAGGCACCCGUAUCUCCAGUGGUGUGGAAAAGUGUUUGCCCUCUUCCUGAUUUUUUAUUUUUUUUUCAUGUUUGUCACACUUAAUUGUUUCAUAUCAUCUAACAAAUUUAUAUAGUAGUCAAUAACAAAUCCAAACCUACAUGGCCUUGUGUAAAAAAGUGAUUGCCCCCAGUUAAAACAUAACUGGGAUUAAUUAAGCUCUAUCAGUCUGAAAAAUGUUAUAAAGCCAUUAGAAUUAGGCCGGUGUAUUGGCAAAGUCAUUAUUUCCAUUGUAUGAAGUUUUACUUUGAUUUGGUCAAAUAAUUUUUGUGUGAACUUUUCACUUCUCACUGUUUCUUUGAACUAGCGAGAUGUGUUCAGGUCGGCCUGUCCGCGCUAUGGCUUGGCUGGCUUCUACUGAAUAGCAGGAGGAUCCACUCACUCAAGAAAGAAAAAAAAGAACGCUCCUCACUCCUGUAUCUUGCCACACUGAUAUAUGCGGCUUUGUGUCCUUUUUUUCCUUUGCACUCUUAUACCUUAUCUUUGGAAAUAAAAUAUACAAAGGCAACUGGUUUUGU
This is a messenger RNA of Dunckerocampus dactyliophorus (ringed pipefish), 2927 nucleotides long. Its product is annotated as zinc finger protein 37 homolog. Gene Ontology annotation, cellular component: nucleus. The coding region runs from base 219 to 1877 and encodes 552 amino acids. Lineage: Eukaryota; Metazoa; Chordata; Actinopteri; Syngnathiformes; Syngnathidae. The transcript has 2 exons. Gene Ontology annotation, molecular function: DNA-binding transcription factor activity, RNA polymerase II-specific; RNA polymerase II cis-regulatory region sequence-specific DNA binding. Gene Ontology annotation, biological process: central nervous system development; regulation of transcription by RNA polymerase II. The record is from RefSeq and is a predicted model, not a curated record.